This is a messenger RNA of Pelobates cultripes (western spadefoot toad), 309 nucleotides long. The record is from the annotation of a GenBank genome assembly. NCBI's taxonomy places the organism in Eukaryota, Metazoa, Chordata, Amphibia, Anura, Pelobatidae.
AUGUCUCAGAACAAGGGGAAAAAACACCCAGAAAAAGGGGGGGAAAAAAAGUUGUUUUUCACGGCACAUAAUCAGCUGCCAAAACUCCCUAACUCUCAAGAUGAAGAGCAAGAUGGCGGCAGUGAUGACACCCUGCCACUACCAGGCACCCCAACGACCAGAGGCUUGCCUGUUACACAAGACAUAAUUCAAGCCUACCUGGAAGAAAUGUCCAACAAAUUGCUCCGCAACUUCAAUAGGUCAAUAUCAGACCUCAAGAAGGAUGUGCAGGAUUUGGGAGACAUUACGCAUGGAACACCACAUGGGUAA